Messenger RNA from Loxodonta africana (African savanna elephant), 351 nucleotides. It is a transcript of the gene IGFL1, whose product is annotated as IGF like family member 1. The record is from RefSeq and is a predicted model, not a curated record. Lineage: Eukaryota; Metazoa; Chordata; Mammalia; Proboscidea; Elephantidae. Gene Ontology annotation, molecular function: signaling receptor binding. The transcript has 4 exons. The coding region runs from base 1 to 351 and encodes 116 amino acids.
AUGACACUUCGAUGCCACAUCCUGGUUGUUCUGGCUGCUCUUGACAUCCCCAUGCUCCUCUGGUCACAUGGAGCCCCAGUCUCCCCCAAGGGUGCUAGCCUGAUGCUGUGCCAGGCACUCAGGAGAUGUGGGGAUAAGCUCUACGACCCCCUGCAGCACUGUUGCUAUGACGAUGCCCUCGUGCCCUUGAUCAGGACCCAGAGGUGUGGGAACUGCACCUUCAGUGUCUGCUUUGAGCAGUGCUGUCCCUGGUCAUUCAGACCGCAGGAGGCCUUCGUGGUGAAGGGGAAAGGCCAGAUGUGCUCUUCAGUCCAGUCCUUGGAUGACAGAGUUUGUCGAAGUGUCAGCUGA